This is a messenger RNA of Varanus komodoensis (Komodo dragon), 1893 nucleotides long. RefSeq names its product kelch-like protein 12. The transcript is spliced from 4 exons. NCBI's taxonomy places the organism in Eukaryota, Metazoa, Chordata, Lepidosauria, Squamata, Varanidae. The record is from RefSeq and is a predicted model, not a curated record. Gene Ontology annotation, molecular function: protein binding. The coding region runs from base 1 to 1893 and encodes 630 amino acids.
AUGGAUUCUACACAAGAUAGUGAUGAAGAAGAUGGUGGAGAGAAAACACUUCAAUCCCAUGAAACCUACCUAUGUCAGGGCUUGAAACAACUAUAUGAGUCUCAACAACUCUGUGAUGUCACCCUGGGUGUUGAAGGAAGAAGCUUUCCUUGCCACAGGAUGCUGUUAGCAUCAGUCAGCCCUUAUUUCCGAGAUAUCUUCAUCAAUUCCAGCCAUGAGUCUCAAAACGGGGAAAUCCAACUCAAGGACAUGGCUGCCUCCACGCUUCACAGCCUGUUGGACUAUCUCUAUACGGAGGAGCUGUCUCUCACAGCAGAGACUGCUCAGGACCUUUUCACCGCAGCUAGCAAGCUCCAAAUUCUUCCCCUGAAAGAAGCCGCUGGAAGGUUUCUAGAGAUGAACAUCUCCAUGAACAAUUGCCUCAGCCUUUAUGGUCUAGCUCAUCAACACAAUCAUGAAGCUCUGACCCAAGCAACCUCACGCUACAUCAAGCAACACUUUGGGCCCCUGACUGAGCAGGAUGCCUUCCUGAGCCUGCAGCACGAUGCCUUGACCAACCUCAUAUCCUCAGAGAGCCUGGAGGUAUCCUCUGAACUGAUCAUCUACCAAGCUGUGCGCAACUGGGUAGAGGCGGCCGCCUCAACGCGCCUCCCACUGUUUAAGGAGCUCCUUGGACAUGUCCGCUUCCCACUGCUCACCCACGAGGAGCUCACCGAUGUCCAGGCAGAUAUUGCAGAGUACUACAGACACGUGCGUCUGAGGUGGAAAGAGCUGGACGGAGCUGGGAGGCUCCAAGAGAGUGGCGGGCUCAGAAAGGGCAUGUACAAUGACUAUUUUGUGUGUGUGGAGGUCAGUGAGAACAGGAUCCAGGGCGGGAAUGGCCCUGAAUCUUUCCUGCUUUGCUUUGACCCUCAGGCAGAGAAGUGGGAAAAGUUGCCCCCUGUGAAGUACCUGAGCUAUUCUGGAUGUGCCUCCCUGGACUGCAAGCUUUACUUAUCUGGCGGUCAGGAGGACAACUGUGCUUUUGUUGACUCCCUGUAUGAGUACAAUUCCUUGACCAGCCAGUGGACUCAGCUCCCAUCCAUGUCUGCAGCUCGGGCAGUGCAUCCCUUCCUAGCUUGCAACAAAAUACUCUAUGCUCUGGGAGGCUGCAGCGACGCGGGGCCUCUCUCUUCAGCCGAGGCCUUCAGCGUGGCGCACAAUGCGUGGGCCCCCAUCUGUAACCUGCCCCUUGCCUUGAUGUACCCCGCAUCCACUGUGCUCAAAAGCAAGCUCUAUCUCAUGGGGGGGAAGGCCACCAGGAGCUACAGGGGCCUUCUCAUCUAUGACACCAACACUGACUGGUGGACUGAGGUGCCCAUGGAGUUUGCCUGCUAUGGAGCAGCCGCCAUUUCAGUUGGCCCCGGGAUUUAUGUUUUUGGUGGGUACACAGAAGAACGAAGCAACCUUCUGACCCAUGGCACGACAGCCACCGAAGAGGUUCCUUUCUGCACCAAAGGGAGCUUUUACCUCCACGAGAACGGCAGAGUAUGCUGGGACAUGAAUAUCCCAGACCUGCCAGUGGCCCUGGCAUUUGCUUGUGCAGUGCAGUGGCAAGGUAAGAUAUACCUGUUGGCAGGCAAAGAUGAGCAGCAGAGAUAUAGUGCAAUUUACAGCUGGGCUCCGGAGGAUAUGAGCUGGACUCAGUGCCCAGAAGAAAUCCCUGCUACCAACAGUGACACACAAAUAUUCAGCUGCACAGCCCUGAAGAUGCCCCAGAAGCCAAUCCGGACCCUCCUGCUAGAGACAGUCGCAACCUCAGCUGUGGUUGGGGUGGAUGUUGCAAAGAAAGGACACCUAUCCCCAUCUGCUAGAGAUGGCUGCACCCUGAACUGUUGCUGGGGUGGGAGAUAA